AUGACUGACGCAGGAGAGGGUGACGAUGAAGGCCAGUUUCUACGAACGGGAGAUGAGGUGAUUUUGCAGAGCACCUUCACCUCCCAAGAUGAACAUUUGAAGCUGUGUCUUGCAGCCGAAGGAUUUGGUAGCAGGCUUUGCAGGCUUGAACCCACUUCCAACUGCAAGAAUGUUCCACCAGACUUGUUUGUGUGUUGCUUCGUCCUGGCCCAUUGCCUCUCAGUCCGAGCCCUGCAGGAGAUGCUGGCCCACAGCGAACGACUGGCAGCAGAGGUGGAAGCAGGAGUUAGCCAUCGCACUCUCCUUUAUGGCCAGGCGGUGUUGUUCCGACACUCAUUUAGCAACAUGUAUCUCAGCUGCUUGUCUUCAUCUCAGUCUUUGCCUGACAAACUGGCUUUUGAUGUUGGUCUGAGAAAGGAUAAAGCAGGAGAAACAUGUUGGUGGACAAUCCAUCCAGCAUCCAGACAGAGGUCAGAUGGUGAGAAGGUACGAGUUGGAGAUGACCUCAUACUGGUCAGUGUGUCAUCUGAGAGAUAUCUGCAUCUGUCCUUUGGCACUAUGUCUGACAAAAGCUUGAGCGACAGUCUGAUUGUCAGCGCCGCCUUCCAGCAGACUCUGUGGAGUGUUGCUCCCAUCUGCUCUGGAGGUGCAGUGGCUCAAGGAUACCUAAGAGGAGGUGAAACACUCAAGCUUCUCCACAGCCACAGUAACGCUUGUCUGACUAUUCCUGCAGCAGAGCAGGGAGAGGAGCUCCAAAGAGUAAUUCAGUAUGAGAUGGGAUCAGUCUCGAGCCAUGCUCGCUCCCUUUGGAGGAUGGAAAUUCUGCGUGUUGCGUGGAAUGGAAGGCACACAUGUUGGAGCGAGCCUUUCAGACUGCGUCAUGUGACUACUGGGCGCUAUCUGGGGCUUACAGAAGAAAAAGGUCUGCAUCUGGUUGAUCGGGAAAAGGCUGACAUCAACACAACCUCCUUUUGCUUCCGAUCUUCAAAGGAGAAGCUUGACCCUAAUAAAAAGGCUUUUACUGAUGACAUGGGAAUCCCAGAGAUCAAGUAUGGAGACUCGGUUUGUUAUAUUCAACAUGUAGACUCUGGGCUCUGGCUAACUUAUCAAGCUGCUGAUGCCAAGUGCCAUUUAGGAGUUGCUCAGAGAAAAGCCAUUUUGCACAGUGAGGGUCACAUGGACGAUGGACUGACACUGUCUCGCUCUCACAGAGAAGAAGCUCACACUGCUCGACUCAUCCGGAGCACAGUCUCUCUGUUCACUCGCUUUUUAAGUCAAGAAGGAAGCAGCCCGCCAAUAAACACCAUGACCUGUAGUCUCCAAGAUCUUAUCAAAUAUUUCCACCCUCCACUGGAGGGCCACGGUCAUGAAGCCAAUCACAAAAUGAUGACUGCACUAAAGAAACGGCAGAACAUGUUCCAGGAGGAGGGUGUAAUAGAUUUGGUCCUGGAUUGCAUCGACCAUCUACAUCAAUACAGUGGGGCUUCUCGUUUUGCUGAGGCUGCUCAGGAAGGAUGGGAGGUCGUCAUUACCCAUUUCUAUGAGCUAUUAGCUGCUCUGAUCCGAGGGAACCGUGUGAACUGUGCACAUUUCUCAAGUUCUGUGGACUGGCUCAUUAGCAGGCUGGACCGGCUGGAGGCCUCCUCUGGUGUUUUGGAAGUUCUUCACUGUGUUCUGGUGGAAAGUCCUGAAGCACUAAAUGCCAUCAAGGAGGGACAUAUUCAGACCAUUAUCUCAUUUUUAGAGAAGCAUGGACACAAUCACAAGGUGCUGGAGGUGCUGAGCUCUCUGUGUGUGUGCCAUGGUGUGGCAGUGCGCUCCAAUCAGAACCUCAUCUGUGACAGCUUGCUACCAGACAGAGAUUUACUACUUCAGACACGUCUGAUUAAUCAGGUCACCAGCAUGAGGUCAAAUAUCUUCCUGGAUGUGGGGGAGUCAUCAGCCCAGCAUCGGCGGUGGUACUACGAGUUGGUUGUGGAUCAUGUCGACCCCUUCCUCACACCUGAACCGACACAUCUGCGUGUUGGCUGGGCCUUCACUAAAGGAUACCAGCCCAGGCCCACAGGAGGGGACAGCUGGGGGGGGAAUGGAGUGGGGGAUGACCUCUACUCGUAUGGCUUUGAUGGACUACACCUGUGGUCAGGACGUGUAGGACACAGAGUCAGCUCUCCCUUCCCCCACCUGCUGAAAGAUAAUGAUGUGGUUAGCUGCUGUCUUGACCUCACUGGUCCUUGCAUCUCUUUCCGGGUCAAUGGUCUACCAGUGCAGGGCAUGUUGGAGAACUUCAGUGCUAAUGGACUUCUUUAUCCUGUGGUCAGCUUCUCUGCUGGAGUCAGGUUUCGUUUUCUGUUUGGUGGACGACAUGGAGAGUUUCGCUUCCUGCCCCCAGCAGGAUAUGCUUCAUGCUCUGAAGCUCUGCUUCCAAAAGUCAAACUGAAGGUGGAGCCGUGUCAAAAAUACAUCUUGGAUCGUGGAGAAGGGAAAAAAGAGCUCAUUGGUCCCCUGGUUCCAGUCACUCCAGUUAUCUUCAUUCCUUCACCCGUAGACACCAGCCAGAUUGUGUUACCUCCACAACUUGAGGACAUCAAAGAAAAAAUGGCCGAAAAUUUUCAUGAGCUCUGGGUGAGGGACAAGAUUAAUACUGGAUGGACAAAUGGACCUCUGAAAGAUGAAAAUAAACUGCAUGAUCCUUGUCUGGCAAUGUUCUCCAAGCUCCCAGAGCAGGAGAGAAUCCAGAACCUUCAGAUGGCUCAGGACGUACUCAAGACUCUCCUUGCCUUUGGUUUCAACAUAGUUUUAAGAGAUGUUCACGCAGAGGAGCGACUCAAAUACAUGAGACUUCACACCAAGUACGAGCUGCCCUGUGGCUACAGACCUACACCUAUUGAUUCAAGCCAAGUUCGUCUUAGUUUGGCAGACGAGGAGGUGGUUGACCUGCUGGCAGAGAACGAACACAAUUUAUGGGCCAGAGAUCGGAUCAAACAAGGUUGGACCUACGGGGCCCAACAGGAUGUGAAAGCAAAGCGGAGCCCUCACCUUGUACCUUGCCACCUUCUUGAUGAAAGAACAAGGAAAGCAGGGUUGGAGAGUGUGAGAGAGGCUGUCUGUACCCUGCUAGCUUUUGGUUACAGCUUGGAGCCUGUCAGCCAGGGAUGGACUGCAUCAUCAAAGCCGUGCCUCUUCUCUGCCGAGAGGAGCAGAGUGUUCAGACCAGAUAAAUCCUAUGCUGUGACCAGGGGGAAGUGGUAUUUUGAAUUUAAAGUUCUGACAGCUGGGAAUAUGAGAGUGGGAUGGGCCCGACCAGGAUGCGCUCCAGAUAAAGAGCUGGGCUUGGACGAUCAGGCGUAUGUCUUUGAUGGAUCUGAGGCUCAGUGGUACCAUCAGGGGGGUGAGCCCUUGGGACGCCCGUGGCUCAGAGGCGAUGUGGUGGGUUGCUUGGUGGACAUGGCUGACCGCACUAUGAUGGUCACGCUCAAUGGAGAGCUGCUCUUUAAUGACAGAGGAUCAGAGCUGGCUGCCAAGGACUUUGAGAUCAGAGAUGGCUUGUUGCCUGUAGCUAGUAUUGGAGUAAACCAACUGGGAAGGCUGAAUCUGGGCCGCCAAGUGGACUCUCUGCAGUACUUUACUGUAUGUGGCCUGCAAGAAGGCUUUAAACCUUUUGCCUAUAAUAUGUCUGGAGAUCCAACUCUGUGGAUGAGCUGGAAACAGGCUCAGUUUACUUCAAUACAGCCUGAUGAUCACAGCCUACAGGUUACUAGAGUCAGGGGCUCAGCAGAUUUCUUAUCCAGCCUGAGGGUGUCUCAGCGGUUGCUGGCUCACCACGGUGGAGGGUGCGAGAUGGGUUUUUAUCGCCUCAGCAUGCCCAUUGAAUGCGCUGCUGUACUCCGAAGUCCUGCAGAGGCUGUGCUUCCAGUGGCAUCCAACUCUGUAACUCCAAUGAGGAAAGAAUCGGAGGACACGGACUCUGACUUUGAAGUUCUGAUGAAGUCAGCACACAGUUUUGCUGGCUCAAGAGAUGAGCUUAACCACAAGGAUCAUAGCCAUGACAGAACAUCAAAACUGAAACAACGGUUCUUGCUGAAGAAGACAAAACCAGGCUUAGUCAGCAGCAACUCAUCUGCACGGCUUCUUGAAGACGUCAUUGUGGAAAAAGACAACUACGAUCAUCUUAUCCAGAGCUCCAGAUUUUACUAUUCAGUGAGGGUUCUUCCAGGCCAGGAGCCCCUGAAUGUGUGGGUAGGCUGGGUGACCUCUGACUUCCACCAGUACGACAUGACAUUCGACAGCGACAAUGUCGGCACAGUGACUGUCACCCUCGGUGAUGAAAGUGGCAAAGUUCAAGAUAGCGUAAAGCGACGCAGCUGUUACAUGGUGUGUGCUGGAGAAGCAACAGGCCUGUCUCAGAGUCGACGAAGUGCAGGGCUAGAAAUUGGCUGUUUGGUAGACACAGCAACUGGAUUGCUCAACUUUACCUCCAAUGGCAUAGAGAUGUUGACUUUCUAUCAAGUUGAGGCUGGUUCCAAGUUGUUUCCUGCUGUUUUUGUCAAACCCACCACCAAUGACAUGUUUCAGUUUCACUUAGAGAGUAUUAAGAAUGUGAUGCCUCUGUCAUCAGGUUUGCUUCGCAGUCAAAGAAGGAAUCCCAGUCCUCAGUGCCCUCCAAGGAUUAAGGUCCAGCAUCUUAGACCGGUUUCAUGGACCAGAGUACCAGAUAGUGGGUUAAAAGUGUUGGUAGAUCUACCUGACGAGCACCAUGGUUGGAGAAUCCAAUGUUAUGAGCCACAGCAAGUCUUGACCCUUCAGAUUCCUGAUGAAUGCAGGUGUGUUGACAUUUUGGAGCUGUCGGAACUCGAUGACCUCCUAACCUUUCACCUGAAUACCCUCCUCCUCUACUGCUCGUUAUGUGCCCUCGGCAACACCAGAGUUUGCCACGCUGUCUGCAGUCACGUCGACCAGUCGCAGGUUCUUUAUGCCAUUCAGAAUCCUCACCUCCCUGGUCCGAUUCGCUCGGCAUUUUAUCAGCUGCUUAUUCAGGUUUACCUAAGCGGCUACACCACAUCCUGUCUGAUGAUGAAUCAUGAGUACAUUGUUCCUCUGGCCAAACAGACCAGACAAAUCUCUCCGUAUCUCAGUUCUGUUGAUGGUGGUCUUGAUGGGGAGAAUGGUCAGCUUCCAGAGGGCAUUUCCAGCACAAGUCAUAGCUCAUCUCUUAAGCCAGAGAUGCAUUUUUCAUCUCCUUGUUUUGUCAGGGGAAAUGGGAUGGAAGCAGAAGGUGCAGUUGAAAUGGCCUGCACUGACAGCCCAGAGAUCCCUCUGGACAUACUGAAGAACCUAACAGUGGAAAUGUUGACUGCUGGAGUUUUGGCUAUGAAUCAAGCUGUGAGGGAUCCUGCUGGAGGCAAUGUUGAACUUAUGCUUGUUCCUCUUUUAAAAUUGUUGUACAGCCUUCUGGUCAUGGGUGUUCUUGGAGAUGAGGACCUUUGGAAAGUCCUUAGGUUGAUUGAACCAAAUAUGUUCCCUUUAAAUGGGGGAACCGUUGAGGAGAAGAAGGAAGAAGAAACUAGUGAUGAUGAACGAGAAACAGAAAGGUGUGGCAUCAUUAAACAAGGGCUUCUUCAGAUGACGGUUCCAGAAGCUGUCAAACUUGAGCUCUGUCAUUUGCUAUCCUACUUGUGUGAUUGCCAAGUUCGCCACAGAGUAGAAGCUGUGGUUGCGUUCUCGGACAACUUUGUGCAUCAGCUGCAAGAGAACCAACGUUUUCGUUACGCUCAAGUCAUGCAGGCGCUCAACAUGUCUGCAGCGCUCACCGCUCGCAAGACAAAGGAGUUCCGCCUACCUCUACAGGAGCAGAUCAAUAUGCUGCUGGGCUUCAGGGAGGAUGAGCAGAAAGAAAACUGUCCAUGUCCGGCUGAAAUUCAACACCUCCUGCAGGACUUCCAUCACCUCCUCAACACACACUGUGGUUCUGAGCUCAACACAGAGUCAGAGGAUAAAGACGAUACAAAGACUUAUUUUAAAGACCAACUUGUCAGUCUUGUAACGGGACUCGUUGGAUGUAAAAAGACUUCCAGUGAAACGAAGAUGCUUAAAUCACACAGGUCCCUCAAACAUUUGAUUUCUGAGACGAUGGUGCGCUGGGCUCAAGAGAAUGAGAUAGAAGACUCUGAGUUGGUGAGGGCUAUCUUCUCUUUGCUAUACCACCAGUAUCAGGGCCUCAGGGGACAAAUGGAGAAGCCUCUCUCAAAGACUUAUACUAUCAGCCACUCGUCAGUUGAGGAUGCUAUGGCACUCUUGUCCUCCUUGGGUCAAAUUCGUUCUCUCCUGAGUGUCUGCAUGGGGAAAGAAGAAGAGAAGCUAAUGAUCAAAAGACUUGGAGACAUUAUGAAUAAUAAAGUCUUCUACCAACACCCCAACUUAAUGAGGACACUGGGAAUGCACGAGACUGUAAUGGAGGUGAUGGUCAAUGUUCUGGGAGAAGGAGAGUCAAAGGAGAUUACCUUUCCAAAGAUGGUAGCAAGCUGCUGUCGAUUCCUGUGUUAUUUUUGCCGCAUCAGUUGUCACAAUCAAGGAGCGCUUUUUGACCACCUCAGCUAUUUGUUAGAGAACAGCAGUGUUGGACUAGCUUUACCAUCCAUGCGUGGCUCCACUCCUCUUGAUGUAGCAGCAGCCUCCGUUAUGGAUAAUAAUGAACUGGCUUUAUCUCUGAGGGAACCUGACAUAGAGAAGGUGGUUCAGUACCUUGCUGGAUGUGGUCUCCAGAGCUGUUCACUGCUGUUGGCAAAAGGCUACGCUGAUAUUGGAUGGAACCCUGUGGAGGGAGAACGUUAUCUGAAUUUUCUACGUUUUGCUGUCUUUUGCAACGGUGAGUGCGUGGAGGAGAAUGCUUAUGUGGUGUUGAGGUUGUUGAUUCGUCGGCCUGAAUGUUUCGGACCUGCACUCAGAGGGGAUGGGGGAAAUGGACUCCUUUCAGCCAUGAAGGAAGCCAUCAGAAUCUCAGAGGACCCUUCAAUGGAUGGACCUUUCUCCACUCAUCAAGAUGCUAUUCAGGGGAGCAAUGAUGACUGUAUUCACAUGGGACAUGCCAUCAUGACCUUCUACUCAGCCCUUAUUGACUUGCUGGGGCGCUGCGCUCCAGAGAUGCACUUAAUUCAAGCAGGCAAAGGAGAAGCCAUCCGCAUCAGGGCUAUUUUGAGGUCACUCAUCCCUAUUCAGGAUCUUGAUGGAGUCAUCAGCAUCUCAUUUCAGCUCCCAUCAGUAUCUGAAGAUGGUUCGAUGGUUGAGCCAGUCCUAUCUACAGUGUUCUGCCCAGACCAUAAAGCUGCCAUGGUUUUGUUCCUGGAUCGAGUUUAUGGCAUAGAGGACCAGAGUUUUCUUCUCCACCUUGUAGAAGUUGGCUUCCUGCCUGACCUUCAGGCUGCUGUCUCUCUUGACACCGCUGAGCUGGGAUCCACGGAUAUGGCCUUGGCCCUCAACAGAUACUUGUGUACUGCUGUUCUUCCCCUGCUCACGAAAUGUUUGGCUCUCUUUAACAAUUUGGAGGACCAUAUUCUCCUGGUUGACUCUCUCAUUCAGGCAGUUUAUCAGCUCUCAAGAGCGCUCAGCUUGACCAAGGCUCAGAGAGACACUGCCGAGGACUGUUUGCUGGCUCUGUGCAGUAAACUCCAGCCAUCUAUGUUGCAACCUCUCCUUCAACAACUUGUUUUUGAUGUUCUCCAUCUCACCGACAACAGCAAAACGCCUCUAAAACUCUUAACCAAUCAUUAUGAGCAGAGGUGGAAGUAUUACUCCCACGCUGGCAGGGAGGAUGACCAGAGUUUGGCCUCUGUAGAAGAACUCCACCUGUCUAGAAAGUUAUUUUGGGGUGUAUUUAAAGCAUUGGCAAAUAAGCCCUAUGUUCCUGAGUUCUUCAAGUUGUGUCUUCAGUGCCUGGUUGCAGUAGCCAUAGCUUUGCCUCCUGAACACAUGGAGUCUGAGUAUUUGGCUCAAAAGGACAGAAAAACUUCAGUGGACACAGAUGGACACUUUGACCCCCAGCCUGUAGAUUCAUCCAAUGUUUCCGUACCUGAGAGACUGGAGUUUGUGGUGAACAAGUAUGCAGAGCAUACUCAUGACAAGUGGUCUCUAGACAAGUUUGCCAACGGCUGGGUUCAUGGGGAGCAGCUAUGCGAGAACUCCAAAGUUCACCCCCUCCUGAAGCCAUACAGAGCUCUGGCUGAGAAGGAAAAGGAGGCAUAUCGCUGGGCCAUCAGAGAGACAGUGAAGAGUAUGUUAGCCUUUGGCUGGACCAUAGAAAGGACCAAAGAAGGAGAUGCAUUUGGCAUUCUGGCCUGUGCUCGCAGGGUAUCACAGUCUGGUCAGCUGUCCUUUGAAGGAGCAUCAACUUUUAGCCCCAAACCUUUGGACAUGAGCUGUAUCACAUUAUCUUGGGACCAAUGUGCCAUGGCUGAACAGUUGGCUGAGAAUUACCACAAUAUCUGGGCUAAAACUAAGAAACUAGAAAUUGAGAGUAAAGGAGGGGGAGACCAUUCAAUGCUUGUACCCUUUGAUGCCCUGACUGCCAAGGAGAAAACCCAGUUCAGAGAAAAAGCCCAGGAUAUCCUCAAGUUUGUUCUGCUCAAUGGUUACAGCGUGUGGAGGGAUCGAAAGACUCUUGAAACGGACUUUCUAGCAAAGGGCAAAAGCUUUGGAUACAUUUUCCUUCAGCGAAUGUUGUUUCACACCGAGGAGACCCAAGAGAAUAUGUUAAACCUGGAGGUGAUUCAAGCCAGACGACAAAUGUCUAAAGGAGAGAGGGCUCCAGACAUUCAACCAAUAAUUUUUUUUCAGAAGAUUGUACUUCCUGUUUUGGAGCAAUAUGUCAAAAGCCAUCAGCUGUAUUUCUUGUCUACUUCUGCUUGCUCAAGUGAUAGAAGCUGUGCCUCAAAAAAAGAAAAGGAGAUGAUCAUUUGUCUCUUUUGUAAGCUUGCAGCUUUAGUACGACACAGGAUCUCAUUAAUUGGAAACGAAGCCUCCGAAGUUAAAAGCUGCCUCUGCGUUCUGACUCAGGCUCUUAAUGCCAGAAUAUUGACAUCAUCAGCCUCAGAAUCUAUCCAGACUUCCCUGAAUUCAUUCUUUGAGGCAGCCGCGGUUGAUUUGGAGAUAACUGUGGAACAGGUCUCAGAAACCUCACCUCUGAGUCGAAGCCAGUUGACUCGAGGCGUGUCCAAAGUUCCUAACUACACAGCCUCCAUUCUUCUACCCAUGCUCACGUCCUUCUUCCAUCAUCUCUGUAACCAAGCCUGUGGAGUGGACUUUCUGGUUGGCAGAAUCCAGGUGUCCUGUUACAGGAUCCUGAACAGCCUUUACUCUCUUGGAACCAGCAGCAGCAUACAUGAAACAAGGCAGGGGUCAGCAUUUGGCACAUGUCUGGCAGCCCUGACCAGGGUUUUUCCCAUCUGCUUCCUGGAGCCUCACCUAGACCACAAUAAUCCAUAUUCCAUCUAUAAUACCAUGAGUGCUUCUCAGAUUAAAGAUCAUGGACUGCCAGAUGAGGUUGCGGAUGUGUGCCAUCUCCUGCCCUCUUUGGAAGAGGCUCUGAAGGAGGUGGAGGAGUUGGCUGGUGUUGGUGCGGGAGCUCACCAAACCCCCUACGUCCACGUUGCAGAGGUCACUUUGCCCAUGCUGUGUAGCUACGUUGCUCACUGGUGGCGCUGGGGCCCAGAGGGUCAACCGGAUGGCCCAGUCUUCACCACCGUCAUUCCUCAAAAUGCCAGUGACCUAAUUGGCCACAUCCUCCGCAUCACCCACAAUCACGUGGGUGCCAACCAGGGUGACUGGAUGAAACAAAUCGCAGUUGUUUCCCAGCCGAUCGUAUGCAAAGCUCGCUCUGAGCUGUUGAAGAGCCACUUCCUGCCGCUCAUGGAGAAGUUAAGGAAGAGGACAGAGUGUGUUCUGUUAGAAGAGGAACAGCUGAAAGCAGAAGGAUGCUAUAUUUCUGAGGAAGAACUGCAGAUCGAGGAAACAUACAGAGUCCUGGUGCGGGACCUCUAUGCCUUUUAUCCUCUCCUCAUUCAGUUUGUUGAUUUGAAUCGAGCCAGAUGGCUGAAAGAGACAAUCCUCGAGGCUGAGCAGCUGUUCAGCAUGGUGGCAGAGGUCUUUUUAUUCUGGGCCAAAUCACAUCAUUUCAAAUGGGAGGAGCAGAAUUAUGUGGUCCAAAAUGAAAUCAACAACUUGGCAUUCUUGGUCUCCAAUGCCAAAAUAUUAGAGUUUAACCAUGACAAAAGGAGGAUGAAGACAAAAGGGGAUCGUCAUUCUGUGCACACCUCUCUCAUAGUGGCUGCCAUGAAGAGGCUGGUUCCUUUGGGACUCAGGAUUUGUUUUCCAAGCAACCAGAACCUUAUCAUGUCGGCAAAGAACGGCUUCUCUCAGAAUAACCCUGAAGAUGAGAUUCGAGAGCAUAUUUUCAGCUACCUUACACGUUUUCAGAUUCAGGCAUCAAACAGCGACAGGCAGGAGAUUCUUAAUGCCCAACAUCAAACACAGCUCGGGGCUUUCUCUGACACACAAAGGACGGUGGACAGGAUUCUGGAAAUAGCUCGAGUCCUUUAUUACCUGGAUCAGGUGGAACACCCACAGAGAAGUAAAAAGCCUGCAUGGUACAAGGUGUUAUCUAAACAGAGAAAACGUGCAGUGGUAGCCUGCCUGAGGAUGACUCCACUCUACAACUUACCUCGACACCGAGCAGUCAACCUGUUCCUCCAAGGCUACAAUACGUUCUGGAUUUCCACUGAAGAUCACAACUUUGAAGAGACACUUGUUGAGAAUUUAGCUAUGGAUUUUAUUUCAUUUACAGUCUGUGUUGAGUUACCAUUUUUAGUUUUAUUUCUUUCUGCAGGUAACAUUAUCAAUGGAACAAUCGGAAAGCAGAUGGUGGAUAUGUUGGUGGAAUCAUCAGGGAAUGUGGAGAUGAUCCUCAAGUUUUUUGACAUGUUCCUUAAACUGAAAGACCUCACAUCCUCAGAGGGCUUCAGAGAGUAUGACCCUGACUGUAUGGGCAUCAUAUGCAAGAAAAACUUCCAGAAAGCCAUGGAAAACUGCAAACGGUUCUCUCAAGCUGAGAUUCACUUCCUGCUAUCCUGUGUUGAGACGAAUGAUGGUCAAACGGUGGAAUACGAGGCCUUUGUAGAUCGCUUUCACGAGCCGGCAAAAGACAUCGGCUUCAGCAUCGCUGUGCUUCUCACCAAUUUAUCCGAACACAUGCCCAAGGAUUCCAGACUGAAGACAUUCAUGGAAUUGGCAGAUUGCAUCUUGACUUACUUCCAGCCUUGUCUUGGGCGCAUUGAGAUCCUUGGCAGUGGGAAACGCUUUGAACGUGUUUACUUUGAGAUCAGUGAAUACAGCCGUACACAGUGGGAGAAACCCCAGGUCAAAGAGUCCAAGAGGCAGUUUGUUUUUGAUGUUGUCAAUAAGGGGGGAGAGAAGGAGAAAAUGGAGAUGUUUGUCAAUUUCUGCGAAGACACCAUCUUUGAAAUGCAGCUUGCAGCCCAGAUUUCUGCCUCCAACACUGGAGAGAAGUGUACUGGAAAGCAAGAAGACGAAGUGGGGGAAGAUGGCUCUGCGAACAACAAGGGAACAGGAUUUAUUUAUAACUGGUGGACGUUGCCAACAUGUCUACUAUCUGUGAAAAACUUGAGAACACUGAUGAAAAUGACUUUGAAAGAUAUUCUUACAACACCUUUUUUAUUCUUGAGGCUGAUUUGCAUGGCCCAGGUCCAGAGCAUUUAUGUUGUUGUUCACAGCAUUAUGUAUGUCCUGUACAUAAUCUUUGUCAGCGGUGGACUCGUAGAGAGAGCUAAAAGAAUGAGGAUGUCUGACCUGAUUGGUGGUAUCCUUGAACCGACUCUUGAUGAGGUCAUGGAGGUGCCAAAUGGUGUCGAUAGACUGAGGAAGUACUCUGCCAGUUUCUCAUCCCAGACAGAAUUGAGGGUGAUCGGGCAGAUGGCAUCUGAGACAUUUACCAGAGAGGUGGAUGGGUUGUCAGACAUUUUUGGUCUCAAAUUGAAGAAGGAGGGAGGUCAGUACCGACUGGUAACUCAGGAUCUCACUGACAGUCUGACAGAUUUGUUCAACACCACCUCUACAGCAGCUGUGAACACUGAUGUAUCAGAGCACCAGGAAGUGCUGUCAAAGCACCACUUAGAUCCAGAGGGAAAAGAAACUGACAAAACGCCAGAGUUUGAAUAUAAAGAGGAGAAAACUGAGAAGAAAGCUGGGAAUACGACUGAAAAGAUGAAAUGGAGAACCAAGAGAUGCUCAAACAGGCAAAAGGGACAACAGAGCCAACAAUCUGCUCUCUGGGUGAUAAGCUCGCACACCAAGAGUCUUCUGAACUACUUUGCAAGGAAUUUUUACAACAUGCGUUUGCUGGCGCUGUUUGUUGCCUUUGCAAUCAACUUCAUCCUUCUGUUUUUCAAGGUCACACCCUCGCCUGUUUCCAGUGAGGAGGAAAAAGUGACCACAGCUGUAAACGGGAAACAACUGGGCUCUCUUAUAAAAGAUGACAACAGCAGCCGAGUUUAUUUUGUGCUGGAAGAAACCAGCGGAUACAUGGAGCCGUCUCUCCAUUUCCUGGCUGUUUUCCACACGAUCAUCUCCUUCUGUUGCAUUAUUGGUUACUACUGCCUCAAGGUGCCGUUAUUGAUCUUCAAACGUGAGAAGGACGUGGCGCGCAGAAUGGAGUUUGAUGGGUUGUAUGUGACGUGGCAGCCUCCAGAGGAGGACGUCAAAGGACAGUGGGACAGACUGGCCAUUAACACACCAUCAUUUCCAAGUAAUUACUGGGAUAAAUUUGUAAAAAGGAAGGUGAUGGAUAAAUAUGGUGACUUUUACGGCUGUGAGAAGAUCAACGAACUGUUAGGUCUGGACCAAGAUGCUUUGGACUUCAGCUCUGAAACAGCAGAUAAGAAGAGGCUCAGAGACACAACCUGGAGUGCUCUAGUUAACUCCGUUGACGUGAAGUACCAGGUGUGGAAACUAGGCGUUGUGUUCACAGACAAUUCGUUUUUAUACUUGACUUGGUACAUGACCAUGUCAGUUCUGGGUCAUUAUAACAACUUCUUCUUUGCUGCCCAUCUUUUGGACAUCGCCAUGGGUUUUAAGACACUUCGUACCAUCCUGUCCUCUGUCACACAUAAUGGGAAACAGUUGGUGCUGACUGUGGGUUUGCUGGCAGUUGUGGUGUAUCUCUACACCGUCGUAGCCUUUAAUUUCUUCAGGAAGUUUUACAAGAAGAGCAAAGACCAGGAAACUGAAGACAUGAAGUGCAACGAUAUGCUUACAUGUUACAUGUUUCACAUGUAUGUGGGGGUGCGUGCUGGUGGGGGAAUCGGUGAUGAGAUUGCUGAUCCGGCUGGAGAUGAGUUUGAGGUGGAACGAAUCAUCUUUGACAUUACGUUUUUCUUUUUUGUCAUUGUAAUCCUCCUGGCCAUCAUUCAGGGCUUAAUAAUUGAUGCCUUUGGAGAACUUCGAGACCAACAGGAACAGGUGAAAGAGGACAUGGAGACCAAAUGUUUUAUAUGUGGAAUAGGAAGUGAGUACUUUGAUACGGUCCCUCAUGGCUUUGAGACUCACACUCUGCAGGAGCACAACUUGGCCAACUAUCUGUUUUUCCUGAUGUAUCUUAUUAACAAGGAUGAAACUGAACACACGGGGCAGGAAUCCUAUGUGUGGAAAAUGUACCAGGAGCGAUGCUGGGAAUUCUUUCCUGUGGGAGACUGUUUCCGUAAGCAAUAUGAGGAUCAACUGGGAUGA
Messenger RNA from Nematolebias whitei (Rio pearlfish), 13788 nucleotides. It is a transcript of the gene ryr2b, whose product is annotated as ryanodine receptor 2b (cardiac). Gene Ontology annotation, molecular function: protein binding; ryanodine-sensitive calcium-release channel activity. Gene Ontology annotation, biological process: intracellular calcium ion homeostasis; calcium ion transmembrane transport. Gene Ontology annotation, cellular component: calcium channel complex; Z disc; sarcoplasmic reticulum membrane. Lineage: Eukaryota; Metazoa; Chordata; Actinopteri; Cyprinodontiformes; Rivulidae. The record is from RefSeq and is a predicted model, not a curated record.